GCCAGCCGGCACAGCCUCAUAGAGAUGAUGACGUGCCGGCUGGGGUCGCGGCGGCUGGGCGGCUCGCGCGGGUCGCUGCAGGCCGGCACAGCGUGCUCCGCCGCCAGCGAGCUCGACCUCUCCGCGCGCUCCCGCCGCUCCAACAAGGCUCGGUUAAAACUGCUGGGUGCUAGCGGCGAAGCGCCCCUGCUGACCGGGUGGCGCAGCACGCCGCACACGCCGCACGCGCCGGCGACGCCCGCGCCGCAUCAUUCGCACAACCACCUCGCCGCGCCACAUUGUAACGGCACUGACAGUGGCAGUCGAGGUGGACUCAGAAGGCGGUCCACGUACGCGAGCGGGCGACUGCGCGCCGGACCACAUUGGUCCUUCGUGUUCGACCCCGCCGGCCGCCUGUGCUACUACUGGUCCAUGGUCGUCUCCCUCGCAUUCCUCUACAACCUGUGGGUCAUAGUUUAUAGGUUCGCCUUCCAAGAAAUUAAUGGCGAGACGCUGAUAGUGUGGUUCUGUUUGGACUAUUUUUCGGACUUCUUAUAUUUGGCGGACAUAUUGUUCCACUUUCGCACGGGGUACUUAGAAGACGGGGUGUUGCAGACGGACGCGGCCAAGUUGCGCGCGCAUUACAUGAACUCGACGACCUUCUACAUCGACUGCCUGUGUCUGCUGCCGCUGGACUUCCUCUACCUGUCCAUCGGGUUCAACUCUAUCCUGCGGUCGUUCCGCCUCGUCAAGAUCUAUCGCUUCUGGGCGUUCAUGGACCGCACCGAGCGACACACGAACUAUCCUAACCUAUUUAGAUCGACAAGUUUAAUUCAUUAUUUACUAGUGAUAUUUCAUUGGAACGGGUGCUUGUACCAUAUAAUAUAUAAAAACAAUGGGUUCGGUAGUAAAAACUGGGUGUAUCAUGACACUGAAACGGCGGACGUAGUGAAACAGUAUUUGCAAAGUUAUUACUGGUGCACGUUGGCGCUUACGACAAUUGGUGACCUGCCGCGGCCGCGGAGCAAGGGCGAGUACGUGUUUGUGAUCGCUCAGCUGCUGUUCGGGUUGCUGCUCUUCGCCACCGUGCUAGGCCACGUCGCCAACAUCGUCACCUCGGUCAGCACGGCACGGAAGGAGUUUCAAGCGAAACUGGAUGGCGUGAAGACGUACAUGCGUAUGCGACGGGUGCCGACACACCUCCAGGUGAAGGUGAUCAAGUGGUUCGACUAUCUGUGGCUUACGCAGAAGUGUUCAGACGAGGAGAAGGCCGUGUCCUGCUUGCCUGACAAGCUGAAAGCUGAGAUCGCUAUCAAUGUGCAUCUGGAUACCUUAAAGAGGGUGGAGAUAUUCCAAAACACGGAGGCGGGCUUCCUAUGCGAGCUGGUGUUGCGGCUGCGCCCCGUGCUCUUCUCACCCGGGGAUUACAUCUGCAGGAAAGGCGAAGUCGGAAAGGAGAUGUACAUAGUGAACAGAGGGAAACUACAGGUGGUAGGAGACAAUGGCAAGACAGUGCUAGCAACAUUGAAAGCGGGUUCUUAUUUUGGCGAAAUUUCCAUUCUGAACAUGGGCACGGCAGGUAAACAACUUGAACUUGCCCCUAUGUAUGGAAACCGGCGGACAGCGUCGGUGCGGUCCGUGGGCUACUCGGACCUGUUCGUGCUCAGCAAGAAGGACAUGUGGGACGUGCUGAAGGAGUACCCCGCCGCCAGGGUGCGGCUCGAAGCCAUCGCCGUCAAGAGACUUGAGAAGUACAAGAAAGCUCCGCUUGAAAAAGUGGCAAUGGGUCGGUGUCAGUCAACGCCAGGACUGGUGGAGACGGCCGGCCGCGUGCCUAUAGAGGAGAUGCAGCUUCCGCCUGCGCCCGCGCCGCCCGCGCACCCUUCACACCCGCCUUCCUACCGGGACCAGCUUUAUAGUUCGUCAGUAAGUCCUCUUCGCGUGGCGUCACCAGUGGCGUCGCUAGCGUCGUCUGUGCGCAGCAGUGCAGCCGGCGGCGGUGGCGGCAGCUUGGCGCCGCGGCUCAUAGAUUCGCACGAGCAACUCGAGAGCGAGAUCAAACGGUUGCGCGAGCGCCUCUACACUGUCGAGACGGAGAACGCUGCCAUGUCCGCCAAGCUCAGUCAGCAGCAGUGGGAGGUGGAUCAGAGACUGCAGGAGAUAGAGAUGCAGAUCUGCGGCGGCAGUUCGCUGAGCUCGCAGGAGGAGAACGAGCGGAACCGCGAGAGCAUCAUUUAACGGCGCGCCUCGCCCGUGCCGCGGCAGCUCGCGCCCUUGCCUCGCAUGUCCGCCGUCUACUGAACCCGCGCCCGCGCACCCCCCCGCGCGUCCCGCGGCGCCCCGUGCUAAACCCACCCUGUGACCUCUGUGAAACAGUACCACAAACUAGUCGCAGUGUUUUUACGAUGAAUAAUUAUUAUUACGGAAUAUUUAAAUACGAAUUAACUUUAUCAAAUUUAUAUAUACGUAGUAUAUACGACUCGCUAAUAUUUGACGAGUGUCGUGGAGUGAGAUUUUGCCAAGACAAUAUUAUCUUAAUUCUAAUGUCGUUUAGGUACAUCGAGGAAGUGUAGUGAGUGAGAGCGCGAGCGCAGGCGCUAGGCGGCCGGCGGCGCCGGCGGCGUAGCGCGCGGCUCCAGCGCCCAAAGGGCAAUGUCGUUGUUUUGUUAGCGGCUGUAUGUUGUGCAUACCUCGUGUCUAUGUUAACGAAGUUUAUUUUAACGAAUCGCUAAGAUUACCUAAGUAUUGGAUAUUUUCCUAUAAUUUAAGUGAUAUUGUUUUACCUGUUUUCGCUGAAUACCUGUAAGGUGAAAUGUUCUCUGUCGAAUGUGGAAGUCUGUGUACAAAUGUAUCGUAUAAUCAGUAUUCUGGAUUGUGUGCCAAAUGAAAGGCCAAAGUGAAUGUGCUAUGAUUAAGGUUUUGUGUUAAAUAAAGUGUCUCAUUUUUACCAAAAUGGAUAUUUACAUCCAUUAAAUUUGAGCUUUAAUUAUAAUAAAGUAAAAUCCCGGAAGACUUAUCACAUUCCAUGUCUCGUUUCCAGAUUAUUUAAGAUUUAUUUACUGAAAUGUGUUACUUAUAACAGUCUAGGAUAUAGUUCUUUCAUCGUCAAUAAAUUUGGUAUAUAAUCUAUGUAUAAUCGUGGAAUAAUGUUAUUACAUUCUGAUGCAGUUUUGUCCGUUGUAAUAACAAAUGACCAUAGUACGUUGUAAUUUGUUAUAUAAAGUGAAUUAUUACCUAUGUAUAAGAGAAGUAGCUAAAAACUGAUUACCACAUCAGUUUGGUAAAUUAAAAAUCACUACUGCCAAAUAAAAAUUAAGUAGAUAAAUCAAAAUGUUUUAAUGUAAAGUUAUUACCAAUUGAUUAAAGAAUGUUUUGUACUUAAAUUCAUUCUAUUUACAACCUUCAUUGAUUUACAAACAUUUGUGUAAUGCGAAUGUUUCUAUGUGAGUGACUUCUAUUGUUGAAGCGUUGGGUUUUCGUUGGUUUCUUUGAUAUCUUAAUACUUUGAUGUAACGUAAGUGUAAUACAUUAUGAAACAAGACGGUACCAAACAUGAGAAUAAUAAUAAUACAAUAUAUUUCAACACUAAGUGAAUUGUAAAUAGUUACUCUAUGAUACGUGUUUGUAAGCUGUUUUUUCAUUGAAACUAUGUGUUUCUGAAAGCCACGAGUUUCCCGACGGGACGAUGAAUGAUAGGAGAGACGCUUGCUGAGGGGAGCUAUUCGUUACGUUCUCGCUAAACACCUAAACUAUUUCGUUGUGCAUCACACAGGAAUGCUUCAUUACCGUUUAUGUACAUAUGUGCAUAUGAACAAACAAGCUAUCGUUUACUCCUACUACUAAACUAUCACUUAAGUUAUAUACCGACGCGUCAAAAGAUACAGUUUAAUUUCCUAGUUGAGUUCUUAGAUACGCUUCAUCCUAACGCCCGAAGAUAUAAUAGAUAGGCGAUAAAAUUUUUAACUGUAAAUAAAAUAUUUAUUUAUUGUUAUAUAUUCCAUAAAUUUUUCUUCUUACAAAUUUCUCGAUUCUAAAAUGGUAAGAGAGAUGCAUUAUGCAAUUGAAUUAUAAUUAAACGAAAACGCAAGUGCUUUUUAUCAUGGUAACUUGUAAGUGUAUUCAAAGCAGGCCGGACCCGGUCCGUGGCACGAGAGAUCGAACCAAUUGUAAUUCCUUUUAUAUUAGUAUGAUAAGUGAUAUUUGUUUACCUUCACAAGAAGCAGUUGUAAGCGCAGUAUGGGGUCGGAAGUCAGUGGUUCAGUGAUCGGCUUGUGCAUCUUAAAUUGGGAAUUCAA
Messenger RNA from Pectinophora gossypiella (pink bollworm), 4274 nucleotides. RefSeq names its product cyclic nucleotide-gated cation channel alpha-3-like. Lineage: Eukaryota; Metazoa; Arthropoda; Insecta; Lepidoptera; Gelechiidae. Bases 25 to 2217 code for a protein of 730 amino acids. The transcript has 14 exons. Gene Ontology annotation, biological process: monoatomic cation transmembrane transport. Gene Ontology annotation, cellular component: intracellular cyclic nucleotide activated cation channel complex; plasma membrane. Gene Ontology annotation, molecular function: intracellularly cGMP-activated cation channel activity; intracellularly cAMP-activated cation channel activity; cGMP binding. The record is from RefSeq and is a predicted model, not a curated record.